This is a messenger RNA of Diorhabda sublineata, 3313 nucleotides long. It is a transcript of the gene rt, whose product is annotated as protein O-mannosyltransferase 1. The transcript is spliced from 6 exons. Gene Ontology annotation, molecular function: dolichyl-phosphate-mannose-protein mannosyltransferase activity. The coding region runs from base 68 to 2419 and encodes 783 amino acids. NCBI's taxonomy places the organism in Eukaryota, Metazoa, Arthropoda, Insecta, Coleoptera, Chrysomelidae. The record is from RefSeq and is a predicted model, not a curated record. Gene Ontology annotation, biological process: protein O-linked glycosylation via mannose. Gene Ontology annotation, cellular component: membrane; endoplasmic reticulum.
GUCUUGAGGUCAUAAAUGUCAAAUUAAUAAUUAGGGUUAAGAUUCAAAUUUUAGUUAUUAAUUUAAAAUGGAAAAUGCUAGACAUAGGAAAACUAAGAAUGAGACAAAGACUAUCAAAAAGCAUUCUGAAGAAACAAAUCAAGAUUUAGUUCCAGAAAAAAAUCCGAAAUUCGAUAUUUCCGAAAUCAAUAACUUAAAUACUAAGAUAACGGAAAAUUUAUCAACUGUACAAGAUGUAGACUUGAGCUGGAAAGAGAAACCAAAACUGUUUAGAAUUAAUUGUGAAUUAGACGUUCUUUCCUUAAUAUUAUUCAUGUCUGGUAUAUUAUCUCGGAUGUACAAUUUACAGGAACCUAAAAAUGUUGUAUUUGAUGAAUUACAUUAUGGAAAAUAUGUAUCCUUAUAUAUGAAAAACACAUUUUUCUUUGAUUCACAUCCUCCUUUGGGUAAACAACUCAUAGCUUUGAUGGCGUACUUUGCAGGAUACGAUGGGAUGUUUAAAUUUGAUAAAAUAGGUAGUCCUUAUGUUUCCACUGUUCCCCUUUUUGCUUUAAGAUUUGUCCCUGCAUUUUUUGGUAGCUUAAUAAUACCCACUGUUUAUCAUCUCAUGUUAGAAAUGGGAUUAUCUCAAUGGAGCUCUGUACUAGCAGCUGUAUUAUUUUUAUUAGAUAAUGCAUUUUUAACACAAAGUAGAUUUAUUCUUAUGGAGUCCAUAUUAAUAUUCUUCUCUUUAUUUGGAAUUUUGUCUUUGUUGAAAUUUAGAAAAUAUACCGAAAAACCUUAUUCAAUAUUUUGGUUUUUUUGGAUCAUAGUUUCUUGCAUUUCUCUAACUUGUGCUUUUAGUGUUAAAUAUGUAGGUUUCUAUACUUGCUGUUUGGGAGCCGUUAUUAUUUUUCGAGAUUUUUGGAAACUUUUGUCUCGUGAUAACAUUUCAGAUUCCUCACUUUGUGUCAGAUUUUUUCUUCAAACAUUUAUAAGUUUCCUAAUAGCUGGGAUUGUAUACUUUGGGGUAUUUUAUAUACAUUUAAACACCUUGUAUAAGGCAGGACCACAUGACAGUGUUAUGACCAGUGCCUUUCAGGCAUCUUUAGAAGGAGGUUUAGCUAGUAUCACCAAGGGACAACCAUUAUUAGUUGCACAUGGUUCCCAGGUUACUUUACGACAUACACAUGGACGAACAUGCUGGUUACAUUCUCAUAGUGCGAUGUAUCCAAUCAGAUAUCCAGAUAAAAGAGGUUCUAGUCAUCAACAACAAGUCACAUGUUAUUCAUUUAAAGAUGUAAAUAAUUGGUGGAUUGUUAAGAGACCCGAAAAGAAUGACCUGAUUGUUGAACAACCUAUAGAUGUCAUCAAACACGGAGACGUUAUUCAACUUGUUCAUGGUAUCACUAGUCGAGCUCUUAACAGUCACGAUGUCGCAGCUCCAAUGUCCCCUCAAUGUCAAGAAGUUUCUUGCUACAUUGAUUACAACAUUUCCAUGCCCGCUCAGAAUUUGUGGAAAGUUGAAAUAAUAAAUAGAGAACAGAAUGGAGACAAUUGGCAUACAAUACAAUCUUUAGUAAGACUGAUACAUGUAGACACCAACACAGCUUUGAAAUACACUGGACGACAACUUCCAGAUUGGGGAUUUCAUCAACAUGAAGUUGCCGCAGAUAGGGUUAUUGUACAGGACGAUACCAUUUGGAAUGUUGAAGAACAUAGAUAUACUAAAUCUGCAGACCAAAAGGAACGCGAAAGAGAUAUGGUAACAGCAGAAAUGAUUCCUACUGCUCCUACAACAUUAAGUUUUUGGCAGAAAUUUUUCGAACUACAUUACAAAAUGAUGUUUACCAACACAGAAAAUAUACAAAAUCACAUGUACAGCUCAGAACCUCACGAAUGGCCUCUUCUUUCUAGAGGAAUUGCUUACUGGAUAUCAUCUACUAGCAAUGCUCAAGUACAUUUAUUAGGUAACAUAGCUAUUUGGUAUUCAGCAACUGUAGGAUUGUUUAUGUACUUCGCUUUACUCGUAAUGUAUUUAUUGAGACGCAGAAGACAAUGUUAUGACUUACAUCCCAUAAUCUGGACACAAUUCACUCAAAUCGGAGAAGUCUUCUUUGCAGGCUAUUUAUUUCAUUAUUUACCUUAUUUUUUUGUAGAUCGAACCUUAUUUUUGCACAAUUAUCUUCCAGCUUAUGCGUUCAAGACGUUGUUGUUAGUCGCUACAAUAGAACAUGUUUAUAUAGUUCUAAAUGAUGUCUUCAAAAUCAAAUUACUGAAAGUAAUUUUUGUCAGUUUAUUAGUCAUUUGGUUGGCGUGGGUUAUUUAUGUGUUUAAAAAAUUUUUGGUACUGAGUUAUGGUACCACUGAUUUAAGUACAGAUGAUAUUAUUAGGUUAAGGUGGAAAGACACUUGGGAUUUUAUAGUUCAUAAAAGCUAAAGUUAUAUAUGAGAUAAAACAUUUCAUCAAUUGAUUUGUAAAAGAUUUUUCCUCUUCUCGGGUUGUUAUUGUUCAUUUUCCCGAGUUAGAUUGUACUCAGAGUCCUCUUGCAACUAUUUUUUCUACAUUGCAAGUACCCUUAUUUUUCAAAGUUAUUUUAUACUGUUUCCUUUAUUCGAUCAAUAUUUAUCCCCUUGAUCUUAAUUUGUGCUUUCUCCUUGAUUCACCCACCAAUGAUAUUUGUUCUGUAAUUAUUUAUUUUGUACCGAGUAGUUUCUGUUUGAUAUUCUUUUGGUGAAGGAAAGUAGCAUAAAUUUAAAAAAAAUAGUAGAACAUACAUUUUUUAAAUAAUUCUACUGCUAAUUAUUUUACUUGUGAGUACAGACUAAAGGCUUCUUAGAUAAACACAAAUAGAUUCAAAACGUUGGCAGUAAAUUUGUGGUCCCAAACUAGUGUUACAAAAAUAUAAGCUCGGUGUGUAUCUUUGAAGUCUUUAUUCUUUGGUUUCUUGAGACAAUAAUCUGAUUAUUUACACACACAUAAAUAUUUAAAAUGUGCCAGCAUAUAAUGUGUUCAAUAUCAUUGAAAGAUAGAAAUUUCAUUAAUUAUCAGCAUGACACAUAAUUCAAUACUAACGUAAAUAUUAUACUGUUUUAAGGCUGUUGAACUGUUUAAUUCUAGAUAUUUUAGAUUAAGCAUUGUUAAAUUUGAAUACUCAAAAAAUCUAUAUAUGAUUGUUAAAUAUCAGUUUUAUUUAAUAACGCUAUACAUAUAUGUGGUUGUGGUUGAACUAUUUCGUAAUUUCGAAUAUUUAUAACUAAUUGAGAUUAAAAUAAGCAAAUAGUAAUUUUAUUUUAUAUAUAUUUUUUAUUAAAUACCAAAAAUAAGACAAAA